AGGAAGUAACGCAGAGGACUGUGCGGUGGCCGUCAUCAACACAGUCACGUUUGUUGAUGUUUAUGUCUCUGCCCUGAGUUAGGUUGUACGAAGAAACCAGUGUCAAUCUAAUUUGAAAGCACUGUUUUCAGUUGGACGUCGUGACAUUUCAAGACUAUGGCGGACGGUCAAGAGGCUGAUGUCGACGACCCGCCCAGUAUCAAUUUCCCACCGCUCAUCACUGUGUCUGAUCUGCCAAAUGCCACUGCUGCAGGUCGUAAUCUGAAAGAAUGGCUCCAGGAGCAGUUUUGCGACAAACCUCUGGAGCAGGACGACAUGCGGCUCCACAACGCAGCCUACGUCGGAGAUCUGGACACCCUGAGGAACCUGCUGCAGGAAGACAGCUUCAGACGGCGUAUCAAUGAGAAGUCUGUGUGGUGUUGUGGCUGUCUGCCCUGUACCCCUCUGCGGAUCGCCGCCACAGCGGGACACGCCGCCUCUGUGGCCUAUCUGAUCGCACAGGGAGCCGAAGUGGACCUGGUUGAUGUGAAAGGUCAAACGGCCCUCUAUGUAGCUGUGGUUAAUGGUCACCUGGACUGUGUCAGGAUCCUCCUCGAAGCUGGAGCUGAUCCAAAUGGAAGUCGCCACCACCGCAGCACCCCACUGUAUCAUGCAGCACGGGUGGGACGGCUGGACAUACUGCAGGAGCUCAUCAGGUUCCGUGCUGAUGUAGACAUGGACCACCAGCUGGGACCCCGACUCCUCUUAAGCGCCCGCACACUCAACACCCUGGUGGUGUGUCCACUUUACAUCAGUGCUGCCUACCACCACCUCUCCUGUUUCCGGCUGCUGUUGCAGGCUGGAGCUCAGCCUGAUUUCAACUACACAGGGCCCGUCUGCCAUGAGGCUCUGACUCGCGGCCUGGCUUCCUGCCUGCUCGAUGCUGUGCUGAGACACGGAUGUGAGGAGGCCUUCAUCCACCUGCUGCUGGACCACGGGGCCAACCCGGCCUUCGUGCCCUGGGACGAGGUGGAACUGGAGGCUCCUAAUCGGAGGAAGGUGGAUCAAGAGGCACUUAAGGUCUUCUUGGAGGCAAGGAAAAGCCCGCGUAGGCUCACACACCUGUGUCGCAUCAGGAUCCGCAGAACGCUGGGCAAAAGUCGUUUUAACCAGAUAACCUCAUUACCACUACCACAGCCCAUCAAGAACUUCCUUCUUCACCAGAACUGAAAACCAUCCGCCUCCUUCUACAAAGCUCUCCAACCCAAACCUUCGAAAACACCCGAGGCUAGAGCAUUUUUAUUAUUUUCUGCAAGUUGAUGAUUAUUUUGAAGAGUUUGAAGUUUGAACCAAUAGGAGAAGCCUUAGAAAGUCUUCUAAAUGUUUGCCUUGUAACUUCCUAAAUCGCCAAGAUGUGUUCUGCUCGUAGCACUUUUCAGCUAAAAAGCCAUAUCGUGAACAACAUUCAUUUUGAAGCAAAACUUAAACAGGUCAUGUAUAAAAUAUCCUCUUCGAAAGCAGAGAAACAACAAGUCAAAUCUGACUCAAAUCUGAUUUUAGGCCUUUUACCAUCUCCCAAGUUAAUGGGACUAAAUGUGCAGCAUGUUAGAUUAGAAGAAAACUUUAUUCAUCCCCAACGGGGAAACUCAUUUCCACCUUUUUGCCAAAUGUUCUCAAGUUCCCAGAAAAAAAAGAGUCUCCUAUAGAUUUAAUUUAAUCUGUAAUGUAAUUUUGCUUCUUCUGAUGCAUCAAGCACUUUCAAUUAACAGGAAGAAAAAAUGCUGAAACGUGGGUUAGCAAACACUGGCGGUCUGUGUUCACAGUUGUCCAAGGUGGUUGUAGAUCUUUUUUUUUAGCCGUAUGCCUUAACAGUGAGAUUAGGAAAAUGGCCUCAUAGAUUGGUCAAACCUGAAAUUAUUGCUAAAGGUCUGAAUGUAUUGAAGCAGAAAAAAUGGAAAAGUUUUCAUGUCAUCGAUACAAACUGAAACGCUUCCAGUUUGAGAGAAGUUUACAUGGUUGUACUAAUGCACGUCGACCUAUGAAAGAGACUUUGUAGAAAACAUGUACCGCCUACUUGUAUUUAAGACAACUUCCUGUUAUUGAAACAUAUUUAAAAUGAUAAUGCUACAUGAUGUAUUUAUGAUCUAUUUAGAGUAUAUUGCACCAAAGUCUUCUGUGCAUGUCUGUUGCAGAGCUUUGCUACUGUGCCUACAUUUUAUAGGUCAACAUGACAUGUCAGUGUGUUUGGCCUUAUAUAUCUCCUCUUCCUUUGCAAACAGUAAAUGUGCAAUAACUCUA
Messenger RNA from Labrus mixtus (cuckoo wrasse), 2277 nucleotides. RefSeq names its product ankyrin repeat and SOCS box containing 1 (gene asb1). Gene Ontology annotation, cellular component: ubiquitin ligase complex. The coding region runs from base 157 to 1209 and encodes 350 amino acids. The transcript has 5 exons. NCBI's taxonomy places the organism in Eukaryota, Metazoa, Chordata, Actinopteri, Labriformes, Labridae. Gene Ontology annotation, biological process: intracellular signal transduction; protein ubiquitination. Gene Ontology annotation, molecular function: protein binding. The record is from RefSeq and is a predicted model, not a curated record.